AUGCAAACGCCAGUCAAUUGCCACACAAAAUCAAGACUUCCGCACCAGAUUGCGUCCGAGUCUGGUUGUGAUUCCGACAGACCACGAGCCCAGCAGAUGCUGGUGCUGAAGCAGACUCUUAAUCAUCAUCCGUUCGAGCAAGCCGACGACUUUCUUCUCAAACAGAAGUCGCCCAACUGCCCAACUCGCCAUGUCGGUCAGUCACACUCAUUUUACGCAGCUGUCUCAAAGUCGCCGGCCAUUUCUCCGCACUUGGCGCCGUGUCUCAUAUCGAUUUGUCCCAAUGAACUUGUCUCAGGCCACUUGAACUUACAAAGUGGAAUUUGA
Molecule: messenger RNA, 327 nt
Organism: Protopolystoma xenopodis
Lineage: Eukaryota; Metazoa; Platyhelminthes; Monogenea; Polystomatidea; Polystomatidae
Source: the annotation of a GenBank genome assembly